GGUCGCUGAGCUGGGCUGGAGGAAGCGGGGGCUGCAGUGGAGGACCGCUUGUGUGGGGGUUUUGAGGAUGGUGGGGAUGAGGAGGUGGAGGUGGAGGAAAAGCGAGCAGCACUGGUGAGAGAGGAAGCUACGAGAGUCCAUGCAGGUGGAGCACGAGCUGGUUGGCUGGGGAGGAGCGAACGGUGUUGCUGGAGAUGCAUUGGCGAUGGCCGCUCGUGUUUCGCUGUGAACCACGUCGACACACACCGUCUCCGAGCGACACCACACACAUCCAUCAGGCAAAGCAUCGUUUGGCUACGCAACCCAAGCAAAGAGCGCGAGAAGAUCAGGUUCAUUGAAAAUGUUUCCCACCACUAAAGUCUCGUCCUUUCAAGUCGGAAAUUGCACGAUUCAGGCUGUAACCAUGCGGUUUGGUGAUCGUUUCGUCGUGCUGCUGUCCACGACCGGAAAGGUUGGGCAGAUGUUCUCAAUCGCGCACCAACGCAGCAUGGUGCGGCCGGUGGUGCGUGACCUGCUGCCUAUGAGCGAUUUAGACGUCAAAUGUGUUCUCGGCAACAGCCAGGGUCCAAAGUUCAUGUGGAGUCAGCUCCUGGCCAGUCAGAUUGCAUCGCUUCUCGUCCACCAGCAGGCCGACUCGCCUGCUCCCGUGACCCGCUUCCUGGUGGGCCUCCAUCUUCCCUGGAGCUCUGACGAUGACGCCAACGGGGACCUUGUCCGUGCGGUCUUGGAAAAGGUCGCCGAACAGUGCUGAGGCCGAGACUUGUCGGUGUUUUAGGGGUGGCCGAAGGUGACCGGGCAUGAUCGCCGUUUCUCCGUGUCCCGAGCCUGUGUUGAGAUCAACCCCCGAAUGGCGACGAUCUGCGACAUUCACGACGUUGGGUGAACAGGUGGAGGCAAAUUGAUCCACUCGCCCCUUCUAGCCGCGUCUGUUGGCGUUCCCUUGUUUCCCUCCGCUCCCUCUCCCUCCCCCCCUCCUGUCGUCGCUGUCUCUCCCACCGGCCGGGCCUCGGCGACCUUUCGGUCAUUUUCGGCGACCUUUACGACUUCCCUCCGCUGUCUUCGGUCAAGUCGACUCCACGCACCCUCCCUC
Molecule: messenger RNA, 1090 nt
Organism: Schizosaccharomyces japonicus yFS275
Lineage: Eukaryota; Fungi; Ascomycota; Schizosaccharomycetes; Schizosaccharomycetales; Schizosaccharomycetaceae
Exons: 2
Coding region: 341-751 (136 amino acids)
Source: RefSeq, a predicted model, not a curated record